Messenger RNA from Micropterus salmoides (largemouth bass), 4011 nucleotides. RefSeq lists its product as uncharacterized. Gene Ontology annotation, biological process: protein ubiquitination. The coding region runs from base 123 to 3335 and encodes 1070 amino acids. Lineage: Eukaryota; Metazoa; Chordata; Actinopteri; Centrarchiformes; Centrarchidae. The record is from RefSeq and is a predicted model, not a curated record. The transcript is spliced from 25 exons. Gene Ontology annotation, molecular function: ubiquitin-protein transferase activity; protein binding.
GUCUCAGUCUGCAACUUCACAAUUAGGUUUCGUUUCCUCAAAGUAGCCACGCCUUGGAAAAAACAUGCCUGAAACUGAAAGUAAACGGCACAACUGUUGCACUGGAUCUUGAAAACUUCAAGAUGGGUACAAUAUUCAACUUACUUCAGCAGCACAGACUGGAGUCUUACUACAACAAAUUUCUUCAGCUGGGUGUGAAAGAUGAAAGAGAUUUCCUUGAUGGAGUAACAGAUGAAGACUUGAACAACAUCGGAUUAAGCCAGGUGGAAAGGAACCGCUUUUCUGCCAUGAAAGACACCGUUCGCAGAUUCAGAGCUCCAGGACACCCAGCAGCAACGUCUGUGAAAAAGUCAAUGGAGUCAUUCUGUCUGCAGUACACAUACCCCAAAUGUCCUCAACCGAAAUACAUCAAAGAUAUGGAUCCUGCACAAAACACAGUUGAAGAUCUGAUGUUGAGGAUCUGUCACAUUGAAGGUGUUGAUCAAUCCAGAGGUGUCUGUCUCUACACGGUGGAUGGAAUGCCUUUGACAGACGAUCCUUUCUUCAACACAUGGUCUCUAAAUGACAGACAUAUUGAAAAUGAAGCUUUAAUCUAUGCCAUAUUUACACCGAAGGAGAACCUGAAAACAGCUCCUCAGAUGUCGAUGCAAGAGGUUACUGAAACCCAUGGCACUGAUACAGUCCGAUGCCACAUUAUGCUCAAGGGAGACUUCGAGGUGACGGUGGAUUUGUCAAGUGACACAGUGGCUAAUUUGAAGAAAAAGCUCUCAAAUGAGAGUGGAAUCCCAGGACAUGUUCUUCAUUACAAAGGAGAACAUGGCAGUGGCAACACAUUGGAAAGCUGUGGAAUCUCAGACGGGUCAACAGUGUACUUCUCACUGUCCAUGUUUUCUGAAGAGGUUCAAGACUACGAACAUUUAUUCAUCCAUGAUGUUGAGCCCUUGGUCCAACAAACCACCAAAGGAAUCAGUGUCUUCUUGUCUUCACUUUAUGUCAUUAAAAACAAGAGUCAAGGAGUUCUAUACAAGAAUUUGAUUGCUUACAUACGAAAGCUGACUGGAUGUAACCCUCUGGCCCAAAGUUUGUUCCAGUUACUCUUGAGGAAUGAGUUAAUUUCCAGGAAUCAGAAGAUUGCACUGGUUGAAGGCUUGUACAUGCUCUUUAGGGAACUUUUGCCACAGCUUGGAACAAAACGAGGAGAAAAGAUCAUUGAGGACCCUGAUGUCUUUGAGUAUUCAACAUACUGCUGGGCAUAUCUACUGUCAGAGACAAAGAAACUAGACACCCCAGAACAUGAGAACUACACACCUGUCUCUCUGAUGUCUGAAGAAGGCAGCCGUUUCUGUGAUCCAGUCACCAUACCUGGAGUACCAGGUGUCCUUGAAAAAGCUUUUGUACUUCAGAAAAUCAAAAAUGGCGAGAAGAUUCCAAACUGCACUGAGGAAGUUUUGCAAGAAACGUCACUCAACAGAGCCACUGACGUUGAGAAAAUUUUGCUCAGUGUUCAUCCAUCAAUUAACACAUAUGAUCUUUGGAUUUCACAUGAAAGUGUAACUGGUCAGAACUUCCAGGUGAAUACUGAGAAGAGUUUGGGAGACAUGGCAGAAGAAAUGAAAGCUUUCCCUCGACUCAGUGUGACUCCACCACUGCUUUUGAAGAGUCUUGGUUAUGAAGACGUAUGCCUUGUUUUCCUGCGUGAAGACAACCUUGGAAUCUAUUUGGGUAAAGAUAAGGUGUGCCCAGCAAAGAUCAUGGUGUAUGAUUGUCUGAAUGGCAAAAAGCAAAAUAUGGACGUGGACAUAUUAGCAGCUAGAACUGGUGACCAUAGGGAGGACUCUGCGUUUGUCACAACCAGGACUCCAAAAGAAGCUAUAAUGGUGCUGAUAGAUACAAGCUCAUCCAUGACAGAGAAUUGCUAUGGAAGUGUGGAAAUAAAGAAAAUAGAUGCUGUUAAAGAGCUUUUUGACAACUUUGCAACACGGACCAUGGCUUAUGACUUUCAUCAUGUCAUUGGGCUUGGGAAGUUUGACUCUACAGUGGAAACUCUCCACACAUUCACAGAAACACUCGAAAAGUUCAAGGAACAUGUGCACAUCCUCAAGGCAAUGGGCUGUACUAAGCUGUACGAUGCCCUGGAGCAUGGAAUGCUCGAGUUGGAAAAAGUCAAGAAGUUUCCAGACUGUAAACUUCGAAUCCUUUGUCUCACAGAUGGAAACGAUUAUAGAUCGUCCAACCAGCCAGAUGUUGUUACUGCCAACCUGAUCAAAUCGAACAUCAUUGUGGAUUCAAUUCUUCUUGGAAAAGUGGAAAACAAUAUUCUGCGUGGAAUCAGCAAUGCAACAGGGGGUUGUUGUUUCAAACCAGAGACAAGCACAGACGGUCUGAAGCUUUUUGAGAUUGAGACUGUUCUCUCUUUGGAGAUGAGGAAACCCAAGAACAAAGCUGACCCAUCGUCCAUCAACAAAAGUUUCUUAAAAGAGCUCUCUGCUACCCAUGGGUAUGAUGCAUUUCCAGAGGCAGUCUUGCCAAGCCAGAUGGACAGCAAAGUGACAAUGACAGAGAGUGCUCUGAAGAAUAAGAUCCGGGACGCCAAAGUUCGACAAUUGAUGGAAAAGGACAAACGUAUCCUGGAGGAGCUGAGGAGUCUGCACUGUAACCCACAUCCCUACUUUACGAUCUUUCCAUCAGAGUCUGACUUCACCUUCUGGAAGAUUCUGAUGGAGGGACCUCCUGAUACACCUUACGAGAAAGGAACCUUUGAGCUGUUCUGCCAGUUUGGACCUGACUACCCAGUGAGGCCUCCACUUGUCCGCUUUGUCACAAGUGUGUACCACUGUAAUAUUAACAGUGUGGGGCGCAUCUGCCACAACAUAUUGGACCGGAACUACAACGCUCAGAUCACCAUGAGAGAUAUCCUGAAUGCUGUAUAUGGACUGCUCAUCAUCCCUGAGCCUGAAGAUCCAUUGGACAGCAUUCUGGCAGAGGAAUUCCUGACCAGCCGUGAGAAGUACGAACAAGAGGCCAAAAAACAUACAGAGAAAACUGCCGCCCAAUCACGGGAUGACAUGGAGAAGAAAUUGGUGGAUCCCGGGCAACAGCGUGUUCCCCCACAUCUAAUCUGUCCACUCACCAACAAGAUGUUUGUUGAUCCAGUCCAAACAAAAUACGGAACAGUGUACGAACGAAAAGCCAUCGAAAAGCACGUCAAAUCAGACAAGCGUGAUCCAAAGGGUGGCCCAGCAGACUUGCUCAUCGAAGCUGAUCUUAAACCAGCCAACGAAAUGAAGAAAAUGGUGAGGGAUUACCGUUUGAGACAAAUUCAGGAAAAGUUGUAGCAAAAUGUUGGUGCUACAGAUGUGGCUGUCGGUUUCACAUACAGUAAAUACAGUAUGUCACCGGGAAAAUAUGGAAAUCAGAAACAAAAUGUCAGCCACCAAAAAGUCAGCUACCGAAUGCAAGUUCAUGUUAUUAAAUUAUCAUAUUUUAUAAUCACAAUCAUGUUUGUUCAUUGAUAAAUGUGCACCUGCAUUCUUUGCGUUAUAGACUAGAAUAAUAUAGUAUAACAAAUUCAUGUCACUUUGAUUUUCUGUCUAGUCAGGUUUGACAUUGAACAUCAGUUGGACAGUUGCAAUAAAUGUAAGGUUCCGCAAGGGUAGAGACAAAAAAAAAGUCAAAAACAAGACAAAACAGGCCUGUAUUUCUUAAAACAAAACCUUUUCUGUUUGUGCUUUUUAUCUGUAACGCAUACUUUUCUAUGAUACUGCUCAUUGUACUGCCUGUACACCUUUCAUGAGGGAUAUGGAUACGUUUACAGCUAGAAGACCUGCAAUGAAACCAAAUUCCUUUUUUAUUUUAUGUCACUGUUAAAAGUUUUCUGCUUCUGUAUUUGGCACAGUUGAUUUUGGAUAAAACCCUUAUUUUGACAUACACAGUGAGCUUCAUUGUUGCUCAGACAGACGCAUUGUUAAGUUUGAGUGUUUUUAGAAUAAAAUUGCUUAUUAUAAAAUAAAA